AUGUUCGCCUCUACUGCUCGCCGCGCUGCGGCCCAGGCCUCCGCCUACGCGCCCAAGUACUACAUUCCCCGCACUGCUGCCGGUAUGACCCUGGGCACCGCCAUCAACGCUGGCUCCAUCGCUGCCGGAUUCGGUGUCGCUCUCGGCACCGGCGCUCUCUUCAUCUUCGGUGAGGUUCCCCGUGUGCGCAACGACAUCCUCCGCCAGCUUCCUUUCUUCGACACCUACUACGACCGCACCAUUGCCCCUGAGGACAACCCCUUCUAA
Molecule: messenger RNA, 267 nt
Organism: Penicillium soppii
Lineage: Eukaryota; Fungi; Ascomycota; Eurotiomycetes; Eurotiales; Aspergillaceae
Product: cytochrome b-c1 complex subunit 10
Exons: 5
Coding region: 1-267 (88 amino acids)
Biological process (GO): mitochondrial electron transport, ubiquinol to cytochrome c
Source: RefSeq, a predicted model, not a curated record